This is a messenger RNA of Salvelinus sp. IW2-2015, 1497 nucleotides long. The record is from RefSeq and is a predicted model, not a curated record. NCBI's taxonomy places the organism in Eukaryota, Metazoa, Chordata, Actinopteri, Salmoniformes, Salmonidae.
AUGGUUGCCGAAAGCGCCUCCCAACCAACAGCGCCUCCCAACCCCACAGCGCCUCCCAAGCCCCACAACAACUCGCAACCCAACAGCGCCUCCAACCCCACAGCAACUUCCAACGCCCACAGGCACACCUCCCAACCCCACAGCACCUCCCACCACCACAGCGCCUCCACCCACAGCCUCACCAACCCACAAGCCUACCAACCCCACAGCGCCUCCCACCACAACAGCGCCUCCCAUCCCACAAGCGCUCCCAACCCCAGCGCUCCCACCACAGCUGCGCCCUCCCCCCACCACGGCCUUCCAACCCCAGCGCCUCCCAACCCCACAUGCGCCUCCACCACAGCCCCUCCAACCCUCACAGCGCCUCACACCCACGCGCCUCCCCACCCCAGCGCCUCCCAACCCCACAGCCCUCCAACCCACAGCGCCUCCCACCACAGCGCCUCCAACCCACAGCACUUCCCACCACAGCGCCUCCCAAGCCCCACAACGCCUCCAACCACACAGCGCCUCCCAACCCCCACAGCGCCUCCCAACCCCACACGCGCCUUCCCACCACAGAGCCCCCCAACCAAACAGCGCCUCACCACAGCGCUCCCAACAACCACACCCCCCACACAGCGCCUCCAACCCCACAGCGCCUCCCACCCACAAGCGCUCCCAUCCCACAGCGCCCACCCACUCCACCGCCCCCAACCCCACAGGCCGCCCAACCACAGCGCCUCCCAACCACACAGCCUCCCAACCCACAGCGCUCCCAACCCCACAGCGCCUCCAACCCGCCUACCACACCCUCCCAACCCCCACCAGCACCUCCCAACCAGCCACCCUCAACAAGCGACCAAGCCUCCACAAGCGUCACCCACAAGCGCCUCUCCACCCCCACAGCGCCUCCCAAACCACACACCUAGCAGCCUCCCAAACCGCCCGCGCCUCCCACCACCACACCCACGCGCCCCAACCCCACAGCUAACCCGCGCCUCCCAUACCCCAACCACGCGCCGCCAACCGGCUCCCAUCCACACAGCGCCUCCCAAUCCCCACAGCGCCUCCCAAACCCCACAUUGCGCCUCCCAACCCCACAGAGCCUCCCAACCCCACAGCGACCUCCCAAACCCCAAGCCCAGCGCCUCCUCAACCACCACAGCGCCUCCAUCCCACACGACGCCUGCCCAUACCCACAGCGCCUCCAAACCUCCACAGCGACCCCUCCCAACCGCCCCACCACGCCCUCCCAACCCCAACGGCGCCUCACACCCCACAGCGCCUUCCCAUACCCACAGCCCUCCCAUACCCACAGCGCACUCCAACCCCACGAGCCCUCCAACCUCACACAGCCUCCCAUCCCAAAGCGCCGUCCCAACCCCACAGCGCCCUCAACCCCCACAGCCUUCAAUACACAGCGCCUCCCAACCCCACAGCGCCUCCCAACCCCACAGACGCUCCCAUCACCACAGCUACGCCUCCCAACCAAACAGCGCCUGCCCAUCCAACUAG